Molecule: messenger RNA, 873 nt
Organism: Cylicocyclus nassatus
Lineage: Eukaryota; Metazoa; Nematoda; Chromadorea; Rhabditida; Strongylidae
Source: the annotation of a GenBank genome assembly
GGCUGUUAUAAUCAGGGGUGUGCCUGAGAAAAUCCAUUAUUGGCUUAGUUCCUUCUAUUACAAAGUUUUGUACUGCAACUUGUAGCUUUGGAUGAUUUGACGAAAUUCAGUUGCUAGGACAUGUUGUGGAUCCUUUUUGCAGCUUUAUUCGGCACUUCUGCUGCCACUUUGGGAUUUGAUACUAUACAGAAUUUAACCGUAAACGAGUUCCUUUGCUUGAAGGAUUAUAAUUACUCCUUCUACGUCGCUAGAAUUUGGCAGAGUUUGGGAAAGUUCGAUGAGCAUGGUAUGCAAAACAUGAGGAAUGCUCACGAAGCUGGCUUCAACGUCAGCGCCUACAUUUUUCCUUGUUUGGCAAAAAAAUGUGCAUCUCCGCAAGAACAGGUUGAGACCACCAUAAACCGUCUGAAAUCCUACAAUGUUCAUUAUGAAAGGAUAUUUCUGGACAUAGAGAUAUUCGAUUGGCCAAAUGAUAUCAAAGCUAACCGGAAAUUUAUCAAUGCUAUGUGUAAUAAAUUGGAUGAAAUGGGUGUUAAGUGGGGAAUCUAUACAAAUGAAAACAACUGGAACAAAAUUGUUGGCAAAAAGUUCAAUAAAUGGAAGCACAAAAAACUUUGGUGGGCCUAUUGGGGAGCGAACAAUGGAACACUAAAAAGCAACUUCAAAUCAUUUGGGGGAUGGAAAGAUUUUUACAUGCAACAGUAUGCUGGAGAUUUCAAAGGACCAUGCAGAUAUGAUCACAAGCACAAUCUGUCAAGAGCACGAAUAACACUCGAUCGCGUCAACGUGAAAAACUUCACAAAGGAAAGAUACAGAGUCGCACUGACGUUUAGCAAGGGAAUGUACAUCAUUAAAGUCCUUUCCGGAAACUGA